Pyricularia oryzae 70-15 is the source of this 3029-nucleotide messenger RNA. RefSeq lists its product as uncharacterized. The transcript is spliced from 2 exons. The record is from RefSeq and is a predicted model, not a curated record. Lineage: Eukaryota; Fungi; Ascomycota; Sordariomycetes; Magnaporthales; Pyriculariaceae. Bases 1378 to 2733 code for a protein of 451 amino acids.
AGCAACGAAAUCUGAGCGGGUGAACACCGGAAUACCGGUGUUUAUAUGCUCAUGCAGGACCGCCUGCAACUCGUUUUUCAGGUGAGUGAACACGGAUACGUCCAUGGGCUGCAUAUAAUGCGUUGAAUGAGGCGGUAAAAUAACGAUCUCGAUAUCAAAUCUGAGGCAAUAAUCAAGUAUCUCCAUGCCAAAGUGGCCGGUAAAGCCGUCGAGAAAAAGCCACCUCCAAAUACGUGUUUUGGCCCGCUGUGAAUUUGGAUCGAUUUUGGCCGCAGUGCGGUUCACAAAGUCGAAUCUGACGUCAAAGUCAUGACCAAACCACUCUUUCAACGUGGGAGAUCCGAUCGAUUGCACGGCAGCAACUUCUGGCCACGAAUACCGGUUGAAAUGCUGUAUCCAGGUGAGCUGGAUAUCUCCGUUGGAAAACCCCGUUUCUGACCGCGUAAAAACGAUACCCUCAGGCAGAUCCAGAUCAAGCCAAUCGCUCGUUGGCCACUUUGUGAAGAUACAGAAGGGCGGUAGCGACUGCCCAACAGCGUUGCCACCGCCUAUCAACGUACAACUCUCACGGUUAGCCGGAUCCGCGGUGCGUGGCUUUUCAUGCCUCUUUUUCGUCACGACCAAUACCGGUAUCCGGCCAUCUCUCACACCGAUUCUAGUACCACAUUCGUCAGCGUUCCAGGCCGCUGAAGCCGUGAUCCCAAGCUCUACCGCAUGAGCCGCCGUGCGGCGAUACCAGGCCUCCACAAGAUCGAUCUGUUGCUCCCAACUAAGGCGAGUAAUCUCGACGGGUUGUUGUUUGGUAAGUCGCAGUUCCGGGUGUUUUUUACGCCAACGGCCGUACCAGUUCAUUUGAAUUGGACCACAGGGCGGUAUACGUGACUGACGCAUCAGAUUGGCCGCAGAUAUUACGUGUUGUGAGUCGGGAUAUGCACCAAGUUUAUCAAGCUGCAUGAUAUACGCAACGAGAGCUUGAUCUUCAGCAUCAGUCAACAAUGAAGGCCGCCCGCUGCGCUUUAUCGAUAUCUUAGGAAUGCCAUUGAUCAGGAGAUUACGAGCAUGCCGCUGAGUACUCGAAUACGGGUAACCGUUCCUUUUACAGAACGAUCGUAGCGAUUCUGGCUUGGAUCUGCCCUCCCGCGCGGUAUCCGCCCUACUGCGGUGAGUUUCGACAUAUUGGGCAUACAUGCGGGCUCCUAAGAUAGCUUGAGAUUCUGGGGACGUCAUGAUAUAGGUAUAUUUGCGGUAAAAAACUGAUGCGGGGUGGCCCACGGUUUUUUCGAAAAUCAAGGUUUUGUAACCCCCUCUUUGAGGGGGCCCACAACGAACAGCCCCCAAGUAAUGACUGGUUGACACGCGCCAUGUGAAGAUGUCGAUAUGCCACUACAGCGGGCGCCAUUGGAACGCUUUGUCCGACAGUCUGGACCUCGCAAUAUUCUUCUGUGCCUUGAUGCAUUCGACACACUGAUCCGACCCCGCCGGCCUGUUGCGGAGCAAUAUGCUCAAGUGGCAGACCAAUGUGGCCUGACCGGCAUCACCCCGGCGCAGGUGCAGGCAACAUUCCGCAACGCUUUCAAACAAGAGGCCAAGAAGAACCCAAAUUACGGCAAGGCCACCAACCUAGGCGCGACCAGGUGGUGGACCAAUGUCAUCACCAACACAUUUUCUCCCUUUCUCAAGCCGGGACAAGAUAUCCCCAAAGAGCUUGCUCCUCGUUUGCUGCAUCGCUUUUCGUCUGACGAAGGUUACGAGCUGAUCGAGCCCAAUCUGCCAGAGACGCUUCGAUUGCUUUGGGAUGGGCAACAGCAUGCGGACUGGAAUUUGGUGGUGGGAUUAGUGUCCAAUUGUGACGACCGCAUCCUAGGCAUCAUGGAGUCGUUGGGCUUACGGGUUGGCCCUUUGCGUUACGGAAACCUCACUGUGCUGCGUCCAAAGGGAGAUCGGGAAGCUACGGGGCAGUUCCUCCGGUCAAGUUUUGAGGGAGACGCGACGGAAGCGCUAGAAGACGUUGCUUCCAGGCGGCGCAAACAGAGUGUAUCCCUGGUGCGCAAGUCUCCCGGCCUGCCCGGUUCGGACGCGAUCGGUGCAGCCGCAAGUCUCGAUACAGCUGUUACCCAGUCUGAAGCUCCUCGAUAUGAUUUGGAUUUUACCUUGAUGUCUUAUGAUGUUGGGCAUGAGAAGCCUGAUCCUGAGAUUUUUGUUUCCGCUCAGGAAAUGGGGGAUCUGGUACUUAAAUCGUCUGUUGGACAGCCGCUUCAACCCACAGGGAUGUCGCGCAGUAGCGAUCACAACGACGGCGAAAUGACCACAGCCCGAGUGGAUAUCCUGCACUCGCGCUCGAACAAGCCAUGGCUAAAUUGGAUCAACAUUAUGGUGGGCGACGACCUAAAAACCGACGCCGCCGGCGCGUUGUCUACAUCGGCUGGUUUCUGGAAUUGCUGUAUUCUGGACCCAGAGGGCAAACACAAACCUACUGUUGAGGCUGGCAUCGAAUCGACCCAGUUGAACAGGUCGAUGACAGACAUCGACCACCAGGGCAAGCACCAACUCCUGAAGGCUAUGGCUCAGAAUCAGCUAAGUGUCGGCCGUCCAGAGGGAUUUCUGAUGCGCAUCGACAGCGUCUGUGACCUUAUUAUGCGCAUUAGGCGCGGGAUGAAGCAAUCGCCCGAGGCUAUUCCCCAGUCUCUGCUGCAAAAGCUAGCAGAGUCUGCAUCUCACCGUGACAGCCAUUAACAGCAUCCAUGUUGUGUAUUAUUUGCCACUACUUUAUCGAGUGAUUGAAUACUUCUUUUGCUGUGAUACGCACUAUGCUAAAAUUGGUCGAAGCCGCUUCUUCUCUCUGGAACUAGGUUUCAUUGCACAUUGAUGAACCCACUGGAUUUCGGCGAUAGUCCCUCCGCGCCGCAUUGGGCAGCCGUGUGGUUCGGUUCGAAACGCAAGCUUGGUGCUCGUGGGAUCUGGCGAUUUGUAGUUCUUCCGUUUAAUAGAAGAAUAUGAAAAAUCGUAUAUAAUGCUACUCUUGAUGAUGA